GGGCGGCCUCCCUCGCCCGCGUGGCACCGCAGAGAGCGGCGCCAGCGCGCCACGGCGCGGCGCCGCCUGCGAGCGGCAGGCGACCUGGACAAGUUGAAGAAGCACCACGGCAGCAGCCCGCCGUCAGCCACAGCAAGCAUGGCUCGACGAGGAGGCGCACAGUACACGGUGUGCCGCAGCUGCAACAAGUGCACCUACGACAGCACGUUGGCCAAGAACGGAUGGAAAUGCUGGCGCUGCAACGAGCUGGUCAAAUUAUCCCGGCAAAGCAACCUAACAGCGAUGUGUAGGAGCAUAUCUGGAAGCAUUCCCCUUAAGAUUUAGAUGAGAA
Prorocentrum cordatum is the source of this 331-nucleotide messenger RNA. The record is from the annotation of a GenBank genome assembly. NCBI's taxonomy places the organism in Eukaryota, Dinophyceae, Prorocentrales, Prorocentraceae.